CAUUUGGGGGAUAUCUGUACUGUUCCUGACAUUUGUGGGGAUAUCUGUACUGUCCUGACAUUUGGGGGAUAUCUGUACCGUCCUGACAUUUGGGGGGAUAUCUGUACUGUCCUGACAUUUGGGGGAUAUCUGUACCGUCCUGACAUUUGGGGGGAUAUCUGUACCGUCCUGACAUUUGGGGGAUAUCUGUACUGUCCUGACAUUUGGGGGAUAUCUGUACUGUUCUGACAUUUGGGGGAUAUCUGUACCGUUCUGACAUUUGGGGGAUAUCUGUACUGUCCUGACAUUUGGGGGAUAUCUGUACUGUCCUGACAUUUGGGGGAUAUCUGUACUGUUCUGACAUUUGGGGGAUAUCUGUACUGUCCUGACAUUUGGGGGAUAUCUGUACUGUUCUGACAU
This is a messenger RNA of Staurois parvus, 399 nucleotides long. The record is from the annotation of a GenBank genome assembly. NCBI's taxonomy places the organism in Eukaryota, Metazoa, Chordata, Amphibia, Anura, Ranidae.